Molecule: messenger RNA, 1729 nt
Organism: Mytilinidion resinicola
Lineage: Eukaryota; Fungi; Ascomycota; Dothideomycetes; Mytilinidiales; Mytilinidiaceae
Product: monooxygenase
Exons: 8
Coding region: 1-1575 (524 amino acids)
Molecular function (GO): NADP binding; flavin adenine dinucleotide binding; N,N-dimethylaniline monooxygenase activity
Source: RefSeq, a predicted model, not a curated record
AUGGUGGUCGCACUCACACAACCGGAUGAACAUCGCUUUGCGAUCAUUGUUGGCGCUGGAAUCGCUGGAAUCGUGCAAGCUUGCGAGUUUGUCAGGAAGAAAAUCAUUCCUCUGGAGGAGUUCGCAAUCAUCGACAAGAAUGACGGCUAUGGGGGUGUCUGGUUGACGAAUACCUAUCCGGGAUGCGCGUGCGAUAUUCCAAGUCAUGUUUACAGCAUAAGCUGGGCAAUGAACCCAGACUGGGGUAGGAGAUACGCCCCUCAGUCGGAGAUUCAGAGGUACUACGCAGAGAUCGCGGAGAAGCACCGGCUUCCCGAAGUCACGACAUUCAGCACCAAGGUCGAUUCUGCAGAGUGGAAUGACGGCUUACUGUUGUGGGUUCUUCAAACAACAAACCUCAAAACCGGAGAGAAGAAGACUUGGACAUGCAAUGUGCUCAUGAGCCCUACCGGUCAAUUCAGCGUCCCGAAAAAGGCUCCCAUAGAAGGUCUUGACAGAUUCACUGGUGAGGAAUGGCACACCGGUUUAUGGCCCAAGGACGCUUCCAUCAAGGGCAAGAGAGUUGGCAUUCUCGGUACUGGUCCCUCAGCUGCGCAACUUCUUCCCAAGAUCUACAAGGACUGCAAAUCACUCGUCGUCUAUCAAAGGAGCCCUUCAUUCGUGCUGCCUCGAGACGAUUAUGAGGUAUCGGCUCUUCAAAAAUGGAUCUUUCGGUACGUUCCGCUAGUGAUGCGACUUCACAAGUGGUAUGUGUAUCAAAUGAGCGCUUUCCUCAACAGACACGUGUUUGUCGUUGGCUCGUGGUUCCAAAAGAAGGCCAUUCAAAUGGCUUGGGGACAUCUCAACAAGCAGGUCAAAAACGAGGCUACUCGAGAGAAACUUCGGUCACAUGACAAUUUCGGAUGCAAGAGACCGUUGUUGUUAGAUGACUACUACCCAAUAUUCAACUCUCCACACGUAGAGUUAGUGACAGACCCGGUUGUCGCUUUGACAGAGCACGGCAUUGUGUCUAAGAGCCCCAAGAGCAACGCCAAGACGGAAAAAGAAGUCGACGUUCUGAUCUGGGGAACUGGCUAUCGGCCUGCGGAGUUUGGGAUAGCUUAUCCUUGCAAGGGACGAAGCGGAGUUCUUUUGUCCGACAAAUACAGACCGGAGAACUUCUCUCUCUACGGUGUCGCAGUCGACGACUUCCCGAACUUCUUCACCUACCUCGGACCGAAUAGCUUGGCCUUCGAAGCCAGCGUUAUCGACGAGUUGGAAAAGCAAUCAACGCAUAACGCGUUAGUAGCAAAGUAUGUCUACGAGAAAAAUAAAGGGAGUUUCAGAUUUGCUGUGGAACCCCGCGAGGAUGUCGUCAAGACCUGGACGUUGUCACUGCGAGAUGGGCAGGCAAAACACCCGGCAAAUGUUCCUACCUGCCAGAGCUACUACAAGUCACUAGAAGGAAACAUCUACUUCUGGCCCUUCGAAAUAUCGAAGUACUACAAGAUCAUCGCAAACCCCAAUCUCAAGCGCGAUUGGCGGUUGCUAUCUACGCGACCGGGUCAAGGAGUGAAGAUCUCUGACGUCGACUGAGAAUGAUAUGAUAUAGUUGCGUUUGUGUACAGACUAGCUUUGAUAGGGAGGGGAGAUGGUGGUGGCUUGAUAUCUCAUUUUCUUUGGGGACAUUGGUUCAAUUGAUGUAAAAACACGCACGUGUUAGCACUUCAGGCUUGGGCAAAUGCAUCAG